AUGUCGAAAGAAGACUUCCAAGAGUUUGUUGCCCUCAUAUCCAGGCAGCAAACAAGCUACGAAAAAAUCAAAACUCUGCAAACUAACUAUAAAAAGGAUUCUGUGAGUAGAAAGUCCAUAGAUUACCUCAACAAGCGAAUAGAAGCUCUGCAAGCCCUUUGGGACGAGUUUCGUUCCAACCACGAAAUACUAAAGAAGUACGAGUCCAUCAACAGAGACCAUGAUUACUUCAAACAAAACAUCUUUGAAAUAACGAAAAGCAUGUUCAACGAAACCAUACAAUCUAUGAAUCAGCUGCGAAAAACAUUGAACACCGAACCAGAAUUUUCGAGUACGUCAAACCCGAAAACUCCAGAAAUAGAAGUGACAACACAUUUUGACACUUCUGGAUUACACGAACAUAUCAAAAACGAUGUGCCUGACAAGCAUCUAACAACACUGUUACGUAACCAAAUGUGUAACUUUAAUGCUUUAGAGCGAGCGGUUUCCAAAACCAACUUGGAUAACUUAAAAGAGAAGUGGCAACUACAAGAUCACCUUAACAUACUCCAGUCGAAGUGGGAAGCGAUAGAUAAAAUCCACUGGGAAAUAAGUUAUCUCCUGCAAGGGAACGACCAAGAUUAUGAAGAUAAGUACGACCACUGGGAAGCAAUCUACGAUCUCCUAAAGGAAGACUUAAACAAAAAAAUAUUUGAAACAUCGCACUAUGAAAAAACAACACCACGUAUGGAAUUGCCGGAGUUUAAUGGAAACUUCAAUAACUGGAUCUCUUUUAGAGACUUAUUCAUUGAGAUGAUUCACAAUAAUCCAACGCUAAACAAAACGCAGAAAAUGAAGUUCCUUAAAUCUAAAUUAAGAGGUGAAGCAGAAAAGUUGAUCAAACAUCUCCCUUCAUCAAUUGAUCAACCAAACUCAAAUAACUUAAAGAAGCUAUAUGACACCACUAAAGAAUGUAUAAAUGGUUUAGAAAACAUUAACGUCGAUAUUCCUGUAUGGGGUCCACUUCUAUACACAUUCCAAACCGACGCAUUAGUUAUGAGUAAACUAAUCAACAAUCUACCUAACUCAAAUAUCGACACAAAGAACUGGACACACCUUCAUAAUAUUAAGUUGGCUGAUCCAGACUUCAACGUUUCAGGACCCAUUGAUUUAUUAUUGGGAGCAGAUAUUUACUCCAAUAUAAUCAUCGAUGGAGUACUCAAACAAAAUAACUACUCGCCAGUAGCGCAACAAACCAAGUUAGGAUGGAUCCUAUGCGGUGCUACUAAGCAAUUUAACUGUCUAGUAACUACAACAGAGUUAGACGAAAUGACGAGAUUCUGGGAAUCAGAAGAUAUUCCCUCGGAACUCGACUCGAUAUCUAACGACGAACACUGUGAGAAAUAUUUCACUGAAACAACGCAGCGGCUUAGCAACGGGCGAUAUGUCGUGAAAAUGCCAAUGAGCGAUAACUAUAGAGAAAAGCUUGGCAGCUCUAAACCUCAAGCCAUAGCACAAUUUCUCCAGUUAGAAAAGAAGAUGGUCAGACAAGAACAUUUUGCAAAACUAUACAAACAAUUCAUAAGUGACUACAUUGAAUUAGAUCACAUGAAACCGGCACUAGAGUCCAAUCAUCAAAUACAAGCCUACCUACCACACCAUGGUGUCAUAAGAGAGUGUUCAACAACAACGAAACUACGAGCUGUUUUUAACGCUUCAAUGAAAACAGACUCGGGCUUCAGCUUAAAUGAUUUGAUGGAGAAGGGGCCUAAUCUACAAAAGGAUAUCCUAUCUCUGGUCAUUAAAUGGCGGAGCUAUAAAUAUGUAUUAACGGCAGACAUCGAAAAGAUGUACCGCCAAAUCCUAGUGCACCCAGAACAACAAAGUCUGCAAAAAAUUAUCUGGAGAGACUCUAUAAACGAACCUCUUAGAGAAAUGCAGCUGUGCACAUUAACCUAUGGUACUAAAGCAGCACCAUUCAUUGCGAUGCGGACUCUUCAACAACUAGCUAUUGAUGAAGGCGACAAUUUUCCAUUGGCUAAAAUUGCAUUGCAACACGAUUUUUAUAUGGAUGAUGCAAUCACAGGUCACCAUACCAUAGAAACAACAAAGCUCCUACAAAAAGAGCUUAGCGAACUAUUAAAAAAAGGGGGUUUCGUUUUAAGGAAAUGGGCCACGAAUGAACCAUCUAUUCUCAAAAACCUAAACCGGGAAGAAAAAAGUAACAAUAACGAUUUUAAUUUUAAACAACAAGAGUUUAGCAAAACAUUAGGACUCGCAUGGAAUGACGCAUCUGACACAUUUCAUUUUACGAGUGAAACACAGCAGUUCAACAGCAAAGACAUUGCACCAUACACGAAACGAAGGUUGUUGUCUGAGAUCAGCAAAAUUUACGAUCCGCUCGGUUGGAUAGCUCCAAUGACAAUCCAAGCAAAACUACUUUUUCAAAAACUAUGGAGCGAUUCCUGUAAAAGCAUUGGUUGGGAUGAAAAGGUACCGGACACCAUAGAAAAAGAAUGGAAAAGGAUUAAAAUCGAAUUACCGAACUUAAAUGAUAUCAGUAUACCAAGAUGGAUACAAAAUGAACACAAUGGUAAUAUCGAAUUGCAUGCUUUCUGUGAUGCAAGCGAAAAAGCCUACGCAUGUGUAAUAUACAGCCGAACAACGUCAUCCAACGGAAUACGUAAAGCUACUCUACUCGCAGCUAAGACGAAAGUAGCUCCAAUAAAAAAGAAAACUACGAUUCCGAGGUUGGAAUUAUGCGCCGCAGUUUUACUAGCAAAACUAUUAGAUAGAAUAACAAAAAUCCUUGCCGAAUACAACGUGAAAGUAUUUUGCUGGACCGACUCUAAAGUGGUCUUAGCAUGGCUACAAGGAAACCAAACGAAGUACGAAAAGUACAUCACUAACAGAACAACAAUAAUAAGAAACAUAGUGCCAGCGAAUAAUUGGGGUUACGUGAAUACAAACGAAAACCCUGCUGAUUGUGCAACUAGAGGUCUUUUGCCAUCAAAGCUAAUAGACUUUUCGCUGUGGUGGGAAGGCCCUAAAUGGCUCACGGAACAAGAAAAACAAACUAUUGUCUCAGAAGAAACCUACACGACAAAUGAAGGAUCUUUAACAAAUUGCUACACAAUUAAUAAGGCGGAACCCGCACCGAAAAGAAAUGAAUUAAUUGAUUCAUUACUCGAACGACAUAGCAACAUAGAUCGUAUUUCAAGAAUACUCGCUUGGUCGAAGCGUUUUGCUGAGGCGUCAAGAAAACAAAGGUCAAGUGAGUGCUCUGAACUCACAUUGAAGGAAAUAAACAGGGCCAUGUGUACAAUUAUUAAAUCAGUACAAAUAUAUUAUUUUGAAAAUGAAAUAUUAUCGCUCGACAAAGGUGGAAAACUUCCUACUAAGAGCAACAUUUUAAAAUUGAACCCAUUCCUGGAUUCGAAUGGCGUUCUACGUGUUGGAGGACGUCUUAAGCACUCAAACUUGCCGGAAGAAUCAAAACAUCCCAUCCUAAUCCCUGGAGAAGGAAGACUGACACAGCUAAUUAUUGAAAAGGCACAUCAACAAACAUUACACGGUGGAGCAAGACUAACGCUAGCUUACACUAGAAAUAAUUACUGGAUUAUCAGCGGCAAUCGAACUGUUAAGAAGGCUCUGCGACAAUGCAUUCGAUGUCGUCGGUAUGCAACUUCCAGAACAGAACAACUGAUGGGGAACCUUCCUAAAGAGAGAAUCACCCCGUCGAGACCAUUUUCACACACUGGAAUUGACUUUACUGGUCAUGUCGAUGUAAAGAUAAACAAAGGUCGCGGCAUAAAAACCUGCAAAGGUUAUAUUGCCAUAUUUAUAUGCAUGUGCACAAAAGCUGUACAUAUUGAACUUGUUUCGGAUCUUUCUACGCCAACUUUCAUUGCUGCAUUGAAAAGGAUGUGUGCCAGAAGAGGCACACCAAAUCAUAUUUAUUCCGAUAAUGGCACCAACUUCGUAGGAGCAGCAAAAAUCCUAAAGGAGGAAUUCCAGCUAUUUAAAACAAUGCUGUCCCCAGAAUUUUUUAAGGAGAUAAACAACCUCCAAAUCGAGUGGCACUUUAACGCUCCAUCCUGGCCAUCGGCAGGAGGCUUAUGGGAAGCCGCUGUACGUUCCAUGAAGGCUCACCUGAAACGAGUAAUUGGGCAACAGAAGCUAACCUACGAAGAAUUUUCAACUCUACUUUCACAAAUAGAAGCGUGCAUGAAUAGUAGACCGUUGAGUCCCUUAUCUGAGGAUGUGGAAGAUCUGGACUAUCUUACUCCAGGUCACUUUCUAACGGGAAGUCCAACCCUAACACUACCGCUCAACGAUCCGGAAGAUACGAAAGUCGACAUUAGAAACCACUGGAAGCUUAUUGAACUCAUGCGCCGACAAUACUGGGAUCGCUGGUCAAAGGAAUACCUUCAUACUUUACAAAACCGAAACAAAUGGCAACUAACUAAAGAAAACAUAAACAAAGGGCUGUUAGUUCUCCUCAAGGAGAGUAACCUACCGCCAGGCAAAUGGGCUAUGGGCCGCGUAAUUGAAUUGCACCCUGGAAGCGACAAAUUAGUUCGAGUUGUCUCGCUUAAAACACAGUCUGGAAUAUGUAACCGAAGCAUGCGAAAAUACUGCAUCAAACAAGGUGACGUCAGAACCAGAGAAAUGCGGUAG
This is a messenger RNA of Spodoptera litura, 4659 nucleotides long. RefSeq lists its product as uncharacterized. Gene Ontology annotation, molecular function: nucleic acid binding. Gene Ontology annotation, biological process: DNA integration. NCBI's taxonomy places the organism in Eukaryota, Metazoa, Arthropoda, Insecta, Lepidoptera, Noctuidae. The record is from RefSeq and is a predicted model, not a curated record.